CAAAUUUCAACUUUUACACAUGAACUUUUAAACCCAUCUUCUUCGUUUUAGACGAUGGAGAUUCGUAGCCGUAGUUUUCUUAUCUUUGCUUCUAUUCUACCAAAUAUUUUGUUAGCUAAAAAUUGUGGAAAUAUUCCACCAUUUUUAAGUCGGCUGCGAGAUGGAGUGGACAUAACAAAACUCGACCUGUUACCGUUAGAUUUGGGGGCCAAUGAUGGGUUUAAGAAUCCUGUUUUUGAUUUCACUUGUGACGUAGAAACGACAAGAACUAUUAAUAAUGUUCAGUAUAAUAUCCCAGACCAAGUAUGGAGUGUAGUGAACAUUCCAACAGGGUGGCUUUCUUCAAAUAUCGAAAUCCAUAAAACUAGCCACGCUGUUAAAAAAUCUAUGGGCAGAAAGGUUGAUGUUGGUUAUGGAGAAGGCAUUUUUUCUGCGAGUGGAUCAUACAAGAAAGUUCAAGAUUACAUAACAAACUCGUCCAAGUACAUAGAGGAAGUGACGUCAUAUACAUCUGGGUACAAGAUUAAUAUGAUGCCUGAUUGGGCACUAGAAUUUGGUAGAGUUGCAAAAAUGUACAUCGAGCGCUUCCUCCCAAAAACUUUUAAUGACACCUCAACUUCGCAAUAUAUGAGAUUUAUUCAUACAUUUGGAACACAUUACUUCAACCAGGGUAAAUUCGGAGGUCUUCUCAGAUUGAUUCUUGCUACGGACGAAAGCUACUAUCAUAGCAAAACUGACAGUCAAGUUGAAGCACAAGCUAGUGCUACAUUCUUUAACAUUAUAAAACUUGGCGGCGGAGGUUCGUCUGGUAGACAAACGGUAGAUGAGGCGUUCACAAGAGCUACGAGGAAAAGUGUAAGAUACUAUGGAGGCAGUACCAAUUUAAUAGUAACUAACGGAAUAUCAGCAUGGCAACCUACUGUAGCAGGAAAUCCUUGGUUAUUUGGCGGGAGUUUGACGGAAAUAUCUGGAAUGAUUGCUGACAGUAGCAAACGACAGUCAAUGAAAAGAGCCAUACAGGUUUAUAUGGAUAAAGCAUACAUGGAAGAACUACUCAGAAUUAUUGCAUGGUAUUACACAAGUGGAAAAUGGGACCAACAUAGAAGUGCUCUGAAUAACUACAAGAACCAAGUAAAUGCGCUAUUACAACAAAGCUUACCAGACCACAAUGCAGUUGCGACACUUGCAAAUACCAUAGAGACUGCAACAGUUGUUCCAGACUGGUUCCGUAAUACCAGACUUUGCUAUAACUGGUAUCCUGAUGGUGACGGGGGUCAAUGUGGGGGAGGAGCUGCACGUCAACUUUGUGCAAAUGUCAACCAAUGGACAGGUUACUACAGGGAUGAUACCGACAGACGUGGAGGUGGAUGUCGAAUGAGGUGGGGUAUUAUGUCGAAUGGCUACGACGAUUGGUUUAGAAAUGUUAAGAUUUGUUAUAAAUGGUGGCCCGAUGGUGAUGGUGGGCAGUGCGGAGGUGGUGCUUCAAGACUUCUCUGUGCCAAUGUAAAUUCUUACACUGGUUACUAUAGAGAUGACACAGAUAGAAGAGGUGGAGGUUGUCAAAUGCAGUGGAAGUUAUCUGUCCCAACGAGUGCUCCUUUGUGGAUUCAGAAUGCUGAGCUUUGCUAUCAGUGGUAUCCAGACGGUGAUGGUGGACAGUGUGGAGGAGGUGCUCCAAGGCUCUUGUGUGCGAGAGCAAACUCAUACACAAGAGCUUACCGUGAUGAUACAGAUAGGCGUGGAGGAGGAUGCCGAAUGAGAUGGAGCAUCAACGUUGUGUCUUAAUUUCUGUCCAAUAUAUAUAUAUACUACCAGACGAAAUAUCUUAAAUAUGCAUGUGUUUCUACAAUAAAUUAUACUUGUACCUUCAA
Mytilus californianus (California mussel) is the source of this 1871-nucleotide messenger RNA. RefSeq names its product perivitellin-2 67 kDa subunit-like. Bases 55 to 1785 code for a protein of 576 amino acids. The transcript has 5 exons. NCBI's taxonomy places the organism in Eukaryota, Metazoa, Mollusca, Bivalvia, Mytilida, Mytilidae. The record is from RefSeq and is a predicted model, not a curated record.